AUGGACUUUUUUGCUUCCGGGCAGCCGGUGCUGAACCCCCAGGCAGAGGCGGCAGCAGCUGGCGGGGAGCAACAACCGGCAGAGGACGAGAGCGAAACCGUGCUGAUGAUAAGGGAGCUGCUGGAGACGCGCAUUCGACCGGCAGUGCAGGAGGACGGAGGGGACAUUGACUUUGUUGACUUUGACGAGUGA
Messenger RNA from Closterium sp. NIES-65, 192 nucleotides. Lineage: Eukaryota; Viridiplantae; Streptophyta; Zygnematophyceae; Desmidiales; Closteriaceae. The record is from the annotation of a GenBank genome assembly.